Camelina sativa (false flax) is the source of this 1424-nucleotide messenger RNA. Lineage: Eukaryota; Viridiplantae; Streptophyta; Magnoliopsida; Brassicales; Brassicaceae. The record is from RefSeq and is a predicted model, not a curated record.
AUGGACCAUAACUUGGUUUUGGUGUCAAAUCCUGGAAGCAACCGGAAGAAGAGGAAGACAACGACGACGACGCCGCAAUCGACCCCAAAUCCGUCACUUCCCGAUGAUUUGCUAUUGUUAAUCAUCGCACGCGUCCCAAUAUUAUACUAUCCGAUUCUCUCACUGGUCUCCAAGAGCUUUCGAUCUCUCCUGUCUUCACCGGGCCUUUACAAGAUACGGUCACUCUUGGGACGCAUGGAGAGUCGUCUCUAUGUGUGCAUGGAUAUAUUGCCUCCAGGAAAGGGCCCUGCCUGGUUCACCCUCUGCCGGAAACCUGAUCGAACCCUUAGUGAUAAGGAGGAGGAGAUGAAGUCAAGUGGUUAUGCUUUGGCUAGAGUCCCAUUUCCCCAUUCUCCUCUGGUCACGAAUGGAAACCUCGUGGCGGUUGGUUCUGAUAUCUAUAACCUUGGAACCCCAUCCAACGGUAAAGCGUCCUCCUCUAGUGUCUGGAUUCUGGAUUGUACGUCUCACACGUGGCGCGAGGCUCCAAGCUUGCCAGUGGAGCUAAGUAGUACAGUCACUGCUAGCGUCCUUGAUCAAAAGAUAUACGUAGCAGGAUGGUACAAAGCAGAUGAUGCCCCGGCGGAUUAUUCCAUGAAGAACUCCUUCACGGUUUUAGACACAACAAAAACACAACAAGCCUGUGAUCUGGUGCCUAUCCAUUGCAGCUUGGCACAAGGCAAGCUUAUCACCCUAAGCACAUGUAUUGGCGGAAAAGUCUACGUGGGGAAUUGGGGGAUCAUGGUUGGUUACAAUCCAGUGGAAGGUUGCUGGGAAAACGUUGGACAAGCCAUGUCUCAAUAUUUGCUUUCAGAUUGUUAUUGCGAGAUAGAUGAUGUUUUGUACUCGCUUGCUUCUGACCGAGUUCUGAGAUGGUAUGACCCUCAGGUAAGAACGUGGAGCAAUGUGAUGGGUUUGGUAGGACUACCCAAGUUACCUCCGGAUGAUCCUUUUGUUAAAAUGGCUAAUUAUGGUGGAAAGCUAGUUGUUUUGUGGAACCGCCCUCACGUCAGUACGGAUAUGCUUUGGUGUGCGGAGAUUGCGCUUGAAAGGCGCAAUACUUGUGAAAUUUGGGGGAAAGUUGAGUGGUAUGAUCCUAUGGUUGAGGUCCCUACGUUAGUGUCUAUCAACAAGGCUCUCUCUGCUACUCUCUGAUGAAUGUGUUUCAGAAUGCUUUAACCCUCUCUGAAUGCUUGAACCGUUUCAUACUUUACUUUUGUAUGGUGUACUCAUCAGAAUGCCGUCUCAUACUUUUGUAUGGUGUACUCCUCUUGUAUGUUGUUUUAUUCUAUGCUACUCUAGUAUGUAUGCUGUUUUAUUCUAUGAUGGUACUUUAGUAUAAUUAUUAUUGGCUUUUGAUUUCGAUUUGUUAAGUUUAUUUAUUU